This is a messenger RNA of Lindgomyces ingoldianus, 1670 nucleotides long. Its product is annotated as aromatic prenyltransferase. NCBI's taxonomy places the organism in Eukaryota, Fungi, Ascomycota, Dothideomycetes, Pleosporales, Lindgomycetaceae. The record is from RefSeq and is a predicted model, not a curated record. Gene Ontology annotation, biological process: alkaloid metabolic process. The coding region runs from base 71 to 1501 and encodes 476 amino acids. Gene Ontology annotation, molecular function: transferase activity, transferring alkyl or aryl (other than methyl) groups. The transcript is spliced from 2 exons.
UCUAUAACCACCCAGGCACCAAACCCUUCCUGAGGAUUUCUACGGUCUCCUGGAACCCAGCAUUCUCACUAUGGCGCCUCACGAAGUGGGCCCAUUUCAUACAGUCAGCAAUGGGACCGGGAGCAGCGACAUUACCUCUCGUAGCUUAAAAGUGCGAAAGUCUCAUAUCAAGACUCCAUUCGAUGUCAUCAGCUCUACCAUCACUUUCCGAAACUCAGAUCACCAAUUCUGGUGGGAAAAGACAGGCUCUCAAUUCGCCACCCUGCUCCAACACGCCGGUUACGCCAAAUCAGACCAAUAUAACGAGUUACUAUUCUACGCUCUCCACGUCGUCCCCGAGCUCGGACCCAUACCAGAUGCAAACGGCGACCUUCGUUGGCGCAGCCCGCAGACCCCUGAUGGAACACCCCUUGAUUUGAGCUGGGAAUGGGGCCUCGAUGGAAAAGGCGUUAUUAGAACUUCCUUCGAGCCCAUUGGUCCGCUCGCCGGGACGAAAGCCGACCCCUUCAACAGAUACGAGACAGAUGUUUGGAUCCGGCAUUUAGAGGAACAAGGACUAGUUGUUGGACUUGAUCUGGCAUGGUACAAACACUUCACCAAUACUGUUCUACCGAGUGAGCUGGAACGAGUGAGAAUGACGGAGGAGUUGAACUUUCAGCUUGCUCCAGUUGCCGGGACAUUCGUGACUCGCGAUGUUGACUUAAUCAAGGGACCCAUUAUCAAGAUGUAUAUCUUUCCAGGUCUAAGGGCACAAGAGCUCGGCGUGUCGGGGUUGGAAAUUGUGACGAGGGCGAUACAUGGCCUACCAGCUGCACAGUACAAGUCUCUACAGCCCAAGCCUAUGUUGGACUAUCUCCAAGAGGCGGCGAAAAAGUGGAGCAUGGACGUCGGCAUAUUCUCUUUCGAUCUAGUAUCCCCAGAGAAGUCGCGCAUCAAGAUUUACACACGCGCACCGCAUACGAGUAUUGCGUAUCUCAUGGAUGCGCUAACCCUUGGUGGCCGGUAUGAUCUGUCGAUGUACAGCGCCGAUGCGAUCACGGAUCUCAAAGACUUUUGGAAGAUCUUCAUCGGUGAUGCACCGGAGGUUCUAUCCAAAACGGGAGUGGAACGUGCAGGCCCAGGAUUUUACUUCACGGUGAAGGCGGGUAAGCCAGCAACACCAAAGGUGUACAUUUCGCCCGCCUCCUUUUGCAAGAAUGAUGCCGAGGUGAUUGGGCGAAUGAGGAAAUUCUUCGAGACGAGGCGCAACACGGGGAAGAUGUUGGUACAAAUGGACAACUACGAACAGGCUCUUAAGAGCAUAUACGGAACCGAGUUCCUCCAGAGUCAGCGCGACAUUCACUUCUACGUUAGCUGUGCACUAGACAAGGACCAACUCAGAGUUGUUACGUAUUUGUGUCCGCAGACACUGUCUCGAGAAAUCUCGGCAAAGAAACGACACAUCGAGCUGGACAAGGGAGAUAGUGAUCAAAAUAAGAAAAGAACCCGCCUGGCUCAGUAGACGCUGCUGGAAAUCACUGUACCUUCAAAGUUUUGGAGGUCUUUGCAUGGCUUCUACAGACAACCGCUGUCAAUUACAGAUUUUUGAAGGCAAUUUGGCGCGUAAAAAAAAUGAGAUGCAUCAUAGCCGUUCACGACGCCGGCCUACCUGCGCCCUGCAUAUCAUGUUC